Suillus bovinus is the source of this 2550-nucleotide messenger RNA. Its product is annotated as Piwi-domain-containing protein. Gene Ontology annotation, molecular function: RNA binding; protein binding. The coding region runs from base 1 to 2550 and encodes 849 amino acids. Lineage: Eukaryota; Fungi; Basidiomycota; Agaricomycetes; Boletales; Suillaceae. The transcript is spliced from 24 exons. The record is from RefSeq and is a predicted model, not a curated record.
AUGGCUGAACGUCAUAUAGUUGCAAUCUCCGGUGGCGGGAGAGACGUAAGAAAUCCUCGCAGGAGGAUCGAAGUCUUUGAACGCCUCCAAAACCACACCGAUCCAAACCUAUUCACACCGCGCUGUAUUUUCGACGGGGCCGUCAUCAUGUACUCCCCCCGCGAGCUUCCGUUGUCUGGAAGAGACUCUCAAACCUUCGAGGUCAAUAUGUCUAACAAACCUAGGACGGAUGGAUCCGCCCCAACCCGCGGAAUUGUCCAGGUAUCCCUGAAAAUGGUCGCCGCUGAUCCAAUUGACUUCAGUGGUUUACAGGCAUUUAUCGAUGGAAAGCAGACCAAGCAAACUCCUCAGGUUCUAACAGCGAUCAAUGUCCUACAGUUGAUCAUCCGCCAGGCACCCAAUUUAAAAUAUCCGAACAAUACGCGCGCAUUCUUCACUAAAGACGCCGGCAUACAGCCCUUAGGUGGAGGCUUAGAAUUAUGGCGUGGAUACUUCCAGAGUGUUCGCCCUACCAUAGGGAAGGUUUUGGUGAACAUUGAUGUGUCGACAGCCGUCAUGUUUAAGCAGGGUAGCUUUCAGGCCGCUGCACUCGCUGUUUUGAAGCAGCACGAUGUUCGUGCGCUGGACCUUCGCCCAGAUUCCCAGCAGUUCCGGCAGUUGAAGAAUUUCUUCAAAGGCGUCUCUGUCACCCUCGUCCACCGGCCGGGCCUGAAAAAGAUUCGAGGCUUGGUUCCCAAUGCUGGUAACUUCGAGUUCGAGAAUACCACGGUCAAGGACUAUUUCAUGAAAGCUUGGAGUCGCCCAAUAAACUAUCCGAACAUUAUCGGCAUUCAAGUUGGAUCGAAGGAUCGUGACGAGGUUAUCCCGGCAGAGUUGUGUAAUAUCGCCCCCGAUCAACGAUACACACGCAAACUCCCUCCCGAAUUCUCGCCGUCGAUGGUAAAAUUUUCUUCUAAGAACCCACAGGAUCGCCUGGCGCUCAUCAGUGCUGGGAUUAACAAUUCUAUUACAGCUGACCAACGAUCUGCUCUAGACUAUCAGAACUCGCCAUUCUUGCAAGACGCGGGGAUCACGGUAUCCCCAGACCCUAUCUCGAUCAACGGGCGUGUCCUUCCGACGCCCAAAAUACAUUAUGGCAAUCCUGCUACUAGUAGACCUGUUCAACCGCGAAAUGGUUCGUGGAAUAUGAUUGACCAGAAUUUCCAUGAGCCGAAGGCUCUAUCGUCCUGGGGGAUUCUUAAUUACUCAAGGGUCAGCGAUCAAACGAUAAAUAGGUUUAUCAACACUCUGCUAAACGCAUGCAGAAAACUUGGUGCCAUUCGUCUUUUUAUCUUCUGUGUAUCGCAAACUAAUCUAUCCAUCUUAGGAAUGAAUCUAUCCCCUCCAGCAGCAAGUCAAUCGUGUGCUGGCGCGUCGUCUGUGGUGAACGACAUGAGGUCGCUCAAACAUGCCGUCAGCAAUAAGAUAGGCAAUGAUCCGGAGAUGGUGUUGGCCAUCCUGCCGACCAGUUCAACGGACAUCUAUCACGCUAUCAAGUCGUUUGGUGACGUUAUCGCCGGUUUCCCAACACAGUGUGUCCGAGAGAACAAGAUCGAGAGAGCUAAUGACCAAUACUGUGCGAAUCUAGGCAUGAAGAUCAACGCUAAACUUGGAGGCGUCAAUUCACUGCCAAGGUCAGGCGCGUUGGAGAAACUCACGAGUGCUCCAUUCAUGGUUAUGGGUGCCGAUGUGGGGCAUCCUGCACCGGGCACGAUUAACCAGCCCUCUGUGGCAUCUCUGGUAUAUUCGUUUGAUCGGUAUGCUGUACGGUACGAAGCUAUGAUGUCGGUUCAACACCCCCGCCAAGAAAAAAUCGACGAGUUACGCAAAUUGGUAUAUCGCGCGAUCUACGAGUUUGGUGAGCGUAACAGGGCUGCCCCAGUGCGCAUCAUUUUCUUCCGAGAUGGUCUUUCCGAAGGAGAAUACGCGCUCACGGGAAAGGAGGAAAUCGAGGACAUUACAGGGGCGAUCGAUGACGUCUGGCGGGACAAAGGGGUGAAAGGCCCGAAACCCGAGCUUACAUUCAUAGUCGUGGGUAAACGACACCAUGUCCGGUUCUUCCCAAAGAACAGGAGCGAUGGUGACAAAUCUGGUAACUGUCCCGCAGGAUUCGUCGCAGACCAGGGAGUGGGCAAUCCAGCAGUGCGCGACUUCUAUUUGCAAUCACACGGUGGUCUCCUCGGAACUAGCAGGCCGAGCCAUUAUAUCACGCUCAGGGAUGACGUUUAUAAGCACAAUACAGACGACCUGCAGGAGCUCGCGUUUACAUUGUGCCACGCUUACGCACGUGCGACGCGUUCCGUCUCAAUUCCGGCUCCUGUUUAUUACGCCGAUGCAAGUAUCCCAUCCCAUCCUAUCGUCUGUGCACGUGGCGCGUUCCAUUUCAAUCCCGCCAUGGGGUUCGAUGCUGCUACCAUCACCAGUAAUGACGAUGCCUUCGACCUUGAACGCUGGAGGAAGAAUUUCAAGGACAAGCACGUCAAUUUGUCGAAGAAGAUGAAUUUCAUGUGA